GGCGCGGCGGUCGGCUCGGCUCAGUCGGCGAGCAUGUUUGCGUUGCUCCUGCUGCUUCACCAUGCCAGCGCGAGUGACACCCCACAAGAAGCCCCCAUCAUCAAAAAGAUAGCCUCGUGCCCCGACGUCGGCUACUACUUCACGCAGGAGUCGAACCUGAACGCGAUCGAGCCUAUCUGCUAUCUGUGCUUCUGCCAGGACGAUAACACGGCGGUGUGCUGGCUGAGAGAGCCUAGAAGGUGUGAUGUCAAGCAUUACCAACAUUACGGGAGGAAAAAGAGAUUGAGCAGAGUACGCAGGAGUCCUGGAUUCAAUAAUAAUAUAUUGUUCACAUAUUUUUCACAAGGAGGUAACGUUAGUUUCGCGCCAGAUACAAAUGUGACUGAAAAAAUAUUCGUAUACAACACUUCGGAUAGUGAUGAUAAAAUAUUAAAUAAAACUAAUUAUUUUAAACAUACUGUUUUCGAAGUGGCUAACUUAAAUGGUAAUAAAAAUUCAAAUGAAACCCAUGUAGAACAGUAUUUGACUCCUAAUACAGCAAAGAAUACAUCAAGCAAAGCUACUUCAAAUGCCGUAGAUUUAAAAAUAAACGCGUCAAACGAAAAUAUUCAUGGUAUUGAUAAAGAUAAAGCAAAAGUCCAAGACUGUUACCAUAAUUUUACUUUAAAAAAUAAUGUUGGAUGUGAGAAAAUAUGCAAGUUCAAAAAAUUAUUUAAAAAGUUAGUCGGAUUUGGUAAUACCAAUACAACAACGCCAGUGAAGAACAAAAUUAAAAAUAAUAACAUUUUAAAAUAUUUGAAAAGGAAGUUCAGAAAAGUUUUUAUAAAGAAAAAAGUCAAAAAUAAUAAUACAAUACAGCAAUCAAACCGAAAACACCAUUUGAUCAGAACUAUUUGUCAAAAUUUUGGAUCUUGUACAAUAGACUUUAAAAACAAAAAAAUAUUAUAUAAUAUUGAACAGCUAAGAGCUGAAAGUACUAAAAUAAUGCAAUCCGUAAAUAGUAUCAAAGGGCUUUUAAAACUACUUGAUAUAAAUCGUAAAACAAUGAAAAAGAACUUUAUAGGUAUCAAUGAACAGAUUUGUAAUGACAACAUUGACGAACUAAAUGCAAUAAUUAAAGAUAAUUAUGACGAAUAUAACUUGGAUAAUUUAACAGAAACACAGAGUGUCCAAAUUUCUUAUAUCAAGCAAAAUAUAGAAAUAUUCAUGCAAUCAAUGGAAAAAUUUGCUCAAAUUCUAAAUGAUAUUGUACAAGUAUUAACAAAUAAUAAAACUCAUUACCUGAAAGUUUCAAAUUAUUAUUUUCACAGAAAUCCCAAAAAACAAGUAAUAACGAAGGUCAUUAAAAAUGAUACAAUUGGGGAAAAGUUAGAUAAAAUUAAGGAACUUCUAACCAAUUAUAAUUUAGUUCAAAACAAAUUUGUGAAACGAAUGUAUGACAUUAUGAAACCAUUAGGACCUAAGACAAAUCAGACAAAAAAUAACAAUGUGAAAAAUAAUAAGGACACUUCUGCAAUAGAAAUUUACACGCAAAACAUAAUUGAGAAUCUCAGCAAGUUAAAGAAUCUAGCACAAAAAUUGAGUUGUAAGAACCGAAAAAAAAGAGAGGCUAUUGAUGAUGAUGUUGUAGAAUACCUUUUAAUAUUAAUGGAAUAUUUGCUAAAGCAACAAAAGCAACUGAAAAUAUCUCCAGAAUACGAUGGCAUCGACUUAUUGAUAGAAGCGAUUAAAAGUGCACCUGAUAUAAAAGCUACUCGGAAAAAAGUUCUUGAUCCAUUGAAUAUGGAAAUGGAGACUACAAAAGCUGCUUCGUCAUUUCUAAAUGCUAAUAAAAUUAUAGAUGAAACAGUUGACACAUCAAAUGCGAUUAUUCCUAAAUUCAAAACAUUUGAAUCAAUCGAUGAAGACGAAGAAAGUAGUGAUUUGUAUCAGUAUAAUAAAAAGUUUCACAAAAAAAAUAAUUUUAAGCAAGGAAAGUUUGAAGCUAAAGAUGUAACUCCAAGUUAUGAUAUUGAUUUAUCAGAUGAUGGAAAAACUAGCGCUGUUUUGGAUAAAACGGACACAAAGAAAAAAGAUGAUAGUAAAGAAAUUGAAGUAUUUAUUGAUGAUGCAGAUGACGAUGCUGGGAUUAUUAUGACUACGACCGAAUCACCAGAUAAGAGUAUAGUAGAAGUAGAAGAAUCUGAAACAGUCAGAUAUAAUACACCAAUGAGAACAUAUUAUCCUCACAACAAACUAAGAGACGAACAGUCAGUUCACAAAGAUACUAAUGACACUUACAUACGCCAAUACAAUAGAAUAAAGUUAGAUUGGGUAGAAGACAGUUACACUCAAGAUGAAGAACGUAAAGAAUUGCCCAGAUUCAUAGAAACUACUACACAAAAGCUAACACCAACUCACACAAUUCUCGCUGCAGAAGUUAUUUUAAGAACCACAAGAAAACAAGAAAAGAAAGCAGAUAAAUAUGACAAUCCUUUAAGUAGUAUCUCUAGAGAAACCGAAGAUGAAAACAGAAAAAUGACUAAAAAAUUAAAUCCCGAAAAUGUUAUGUACAAGAAACAAAUGAAUUUACUAAAUUCAUUGGACUACGGUACGGAAAAAAUUGAAAUCGAAGAGGACUCAACGGAAGAAAAAUCUAAUGUGGAACAGUUUCCUCCGUAUUUUGUAUGAAGUGUUUAUAGGUAAGACAGACGGACAAAAAUAUCGUUUGCUGUAUAGGUAGAGUCAGCGACAAAACGGGGUUUAU
Messenger RNA from Maniola jurtina (meadow brown), 2746 nucleotides. RefSeq lists its product as uncharacterized. NCBI's taxonomy places the organism in Eukaryota, Metazoa, Arthropoda, Insecta, Lepidoptera, Nymphalidae. The coding region runs from base 34 to 2670 and encodes 878 amino acids. The record is from RefSeq and is a predicted model, not a curated record. The transcript has 5 exons.